UCUUGUUCUUUCUUCGGGUUUGCCGGUCUCUGUCUCUUCUUUUUGCUUUGCUUUGUGUUCUCUCUUGACAAGCGAAGCAAAAAAUAUCAAAGCCAGCUCUCGUAAAAAGAAAAAACAAAAAAAAAAAAAAAGAGGAAAAAAAAAGUCAUAUGUCGUUUGUGUGACAGCUAUAAUUCAUUCUCAGGCGCCUCUGUUCAGGUUUCGUUUCUGUUACUGCAAUCUGCAUUUAUGUCUCCUUUUUUUGGCUUAUGCUGAAGUCAUUUGAAGUUAUCUAGCUCCUUAAAUAGAGCUCUCAAGUUUUGGGGUUUCGAUAUUUUUGCUGGCUUUAUGAUGUGGGUUUGUGUUCUCUUGGGAAUUCAGAAUUGGGUUUCAAACAAUUCAGCUAAAAAGUUUGAAGAGAAGUUUCACACUUUUGGAGUCGUUGAGGUAAUCUACCAACUGGGUUUAAUUUAUUUUUCCGAUUUCUGAAUUGGGUAUUGAAGGCUCUGCUUGAAUUUUAGGACACUGCUUGAAAUUGCUAUUGCUUGUAUAGAAAGCUUUGGAGGGAUUUGACUUUGAACCUAUCGUCAGAAAGCAGAUUUGAUAUUGAAAUAGUUUUUAGCUCGUUGAUAUUUUGACUUAUCUUUGGUUGAGCUUUGUGAUGACUAAAAAAUUGGGCUUGCCUAAAUUGGAUUGAUCAAUUUGAAGAGUUGAAGUAGCAUUGAUAAGCUUCUUUCCUGCAAGGAAUCCUUAUUUGUCAAAUUGGGGCACAUAGUAGCAUUGCCCAGCUCAUUUUCUGCCAAGAUUAUCUGUUUUUCGUAUUGGUGAAACGGGAGUGUUAGAACUUUCUCAAGCUUCAAGGUGAUGAUCAAAUUGGAAUUUAGAGCACUGAACCCAGAGAUUAGUGGGAUUGAAAAGCUUUGGUUGAGCUUUGUGAUGACUAAAAAAUUGGGCUUGCCUAAAUUGGAUUGAUCAAUUUGAAGAGUUGAAGUAGCAUUGAUAAGCUUCUUUCCUGCAAGGAAUCCUUAUUUGUCAAAUUGGGGCACAUAGUAGCAUUGCCCAGCUCAUUUUCUGCCAAGAUUAUCUGUUUUUCGUAUUGGUGAAACGGGAGUGUUAGAACUUUCUCAAGCUUCAAGGUGAUGAUCAAAUUGGAAUUUAGAGCACUGAACCCAGAGAUUAGUGGGAUUGAAAAGCUUUUUCAUCCCACUGGUAUGAAAUACUGUUGUUAAAAUCUUAAGGUUUCUGGGAGUCAGAAAAAUUCUCUUUUUCUGGCUUUGCUUGGCGGGUACUGGGGGAGUAUAGAACAGAUGAACAUACAAACUCAGCACAUGAUCUCGUCAAGAAUGGGCUCUGUCAUGUUAAGUGUGCUGUUGCUGGUUCAGUUCCCGACCAUUUUUGGUUUUGUCAUUGAGUCUAAAGUUUGCGCUGAUCUCAUUGCCUAUUCUAGUUCUUAUGGGAAUGAACUGUUCUAUGUAAAUGGGAAUUUAGUGGGCAAAGAUUUAUUCUGUGAGGCUCUUUUUACCUACAAUGAAAACGGUUGCAACAUUGAGGAGCACCUAAAAAGUGAUUAUUGUCAAUUCUACGUUUCAACAGGUAGGAAACUUUUGCCGAAGGGGUCAACAUAUGAAUCCACCGUCCCUGCUCAUGAUGGAGAAGGAAAAAGUGAGUCCAAAUUUCUGUCGACACCAAAACAAUUCGGGAUUCUAGCAGGAGGAUCUGUUUUAGCCUGUUGUGUUUUCAUCUGUCCCUGCUUUUAUAGGAAAAGAAAAGAAACUUCCCACACUGCUCUUACCAAGGAGCAAAAUUCAAAUCGUGGGUAUGUUACUGCUGAUUCAGUUUCAUCUUUUGAUGUGAAUUCUGUUCAUGAAAAGAUCCCGGCAAGUCCAUUUCGUGUACCACCUAGUCCUAGACACUCGAUGUCUCCGCAACUCAGUAGACUUGGAUCAGUACAUCUGAACAUGAUCCAGGUUGCCAAAGCAACUCGUAAUUUUUCACCUUCUUUACAGAUAGGGGAAGGAGGCUUUGGAACGGUCUACAAAGCCCAGCUAGAGGAUGGCCAUAUUGUUGCCAUAAAACGAGGAAAGAAGGAGCACUUUGAGAAUCUCAGAAAUGAAUUUAGCAGUGAAGUUGAGCUUCUGGCCAAAAUUGAUCAUCGGAAUCUAGUGAAGUUACUAGGUUUUAUUGACCAAGGAAAUGAACGUCUCGUCAUAACAGAGUAUGUGCCUAACGGUACUCUUAGGGAACACUUAGAUGGUCAACGUGGGAAAAUUCUGGAUUUUAAUCAGCGACUUGAAAUUGCCAUUGAUGUUGCUCAUGGCCUAACUUAUCUCCAUCUAUAUGCAGAGAAACCAAUCAUCCAUCGAGAUGUGAAAUCAUCCAACAUUCUUCUGACUGAAAGCAUGAGAGCCAAGGUUGCUGAUUUCGGAUUUGCAAAGCUUGGUCCAAUGGAGUCCGAUGAAACACACAUUUCUACCAAAGUUAAAGGAACAGUGGGUUACCUAGACCCCGAGUAUAUGAAGACCUAUCAACUCACUGCCAAGAGUGAUGUCUACUCCUUCGGAAUUUUGCUUAUGGAAAUUAUGACAGGUCGUCGUCCUGUGGAAUUAAGACGACCUGUUGAAGAGCGGGUGACAGUCAGAUGGGCUUUCGAGAGAUACAAUGAUGGACGUGUAGUUGAAUUGGUUGAUCCUUUGAUGCAGGAAGUUGUAAAUGCAGAAAUACUUAACAAAAUAUUCAAUUUGGCCUUUGAAUGUGCAGCACCAAUUCGAUCCAAAAGGCCUGACAUGAAAUUAGUGGGAGAGCAGCUGUGGGCAAUAAGGGCAGACUAUGUUAGGUCUCUGAGAAGGGUGUGAUGAAAUUAUCAAAGUAUGUGUUUGGUUCAACUUUUCUUCUUUUGGGAAGGGAAAAAUCAGUAGUUUUUUUUUUUUUUUUUCUUUUUAUUUUCUUUUUGGCGCCCUGUAAAGAAUGAGUUUGGCUUUGAACAACUAGUUUACUUUUUGGUA
This is a messenger RNA of Morus notabilis, 2981 nucleotides long. Its product is annotated as calmodulin-binding receptor-like cytoplasmic kinase 3. NCBI's taxonomy places the organism in Eukaryota, Viridiplantae, Streptophyta, Magnoliopsida, Rosales, Moraceae. The transcript has 7 exons. Gene Ontology annotation, molecular function: protein kinase activity; ATP binding. Gene Ontology annotation, biological process: protein phosphorylation. The record is from RefSeq and is a predicted model, not a curated record. Bases 1287 to 2831 code for a protein of 514 amino acids.